Solanum verrucosum is the source of this 814-nucleotide messenger RNA. RefSeq lists its product as uncharacterized. Bases 138 to 797 code for a protein of 219 amino acids. Gene Ontology annotation, cellular component: endoplasmic reticulum. NCBI's taxonomy places the organism in Eukaryota, Viridiplantae, Streptophyta, Magnoliopsida, Solanales, Solanaceae. Gene Ontology annotation, biological process: ubiquitin-dependent protein catabolic process. The transcript has 2 exons. Gene Ontology annotation, molecular function: metal ion binding; ubiquitin protein ligase activity; ubiquitin-like protein conjugating enzyme binding. The record is from RefSeq and is a predicted model, not a curated record.
CAACCGACACUACAGAGUCCCUUUUGUGUUUUUUUGUUAGCUGUUCAUCUUUUCUUUCUCAGCUCACUUUUUUCUCUUUCAGAUCACUCAAGAUUUUCAUCCUUAAUUUCAGGUUUCUUCAUUCAAGGAUUGUACAUAUGGAUCACGAGACAGGCGAAUCGUUGGAUUCUGUGCCUUCAGAUAAUAUGAGUUGUGAGCAUGGUGAUUUUGAAUGCAAUAUCUGCUUUGAAAUAGCUCAAGAUCCUAUUGUGACUCUUUGCGGUCACCUUUAUUGUUGGCCUUGUCUUUGUGAAUGGUUGCAAGUUCAUUCACAUUCCCAUGAAUGUCCAGUUUGUAAGGCUCUCAUUGAAGACCAGAAGUUAGUUCCUAUAUAUGGUCGAGGCAAGACAAUCUCUGACCCAAGGUCUCACAUACGUCCAAGGAUGAACAUUCCUAACCGUCCAGUAUUUGGGCCAAGACCACAAACAGCUCCAACACUAGAUAUGAACUAUUUCCGACCUGAUGAGUUGGAUCAAAUGGGGGGAUUUAUGCCUAUGGCCAGUGCAAGGUUUGGAAACUUGACAUUAUCUACUCUAUUUGGAGCUAUUCCAUCUUUUUUUAAUCUUCAUGUGCAAGGAUUUCAUGACGCUACUGUAUACGGUGCAACGACGGGAGUUCCAUACCUCUUCUCUAGUUCACUUCAUGGGGGUUAUGCUCAUGGAUUUCAUCAUUCAAUCCAUGUAGAUGGUACAAAGUUUUUUAUUAAGAUGUUUCUCUUGAUUGUCGGUUUCCUCUUAGUUGUUUCCUUAAUUUUGUAGAGAAUUCCAUAAAUUAA